AGUCGCCCUCUAUAAAAAUUCAGCUAAAGUGGAAGUGUUGAGAAAUAGUUGAUCAACCCCAACCGAAAGUAAAACCUUCAACCAACUAAAAAUUUUCCUUUCAUGCAAAGCAAUAAUGUUACCACUUAUAUUGUGGUUGUCAUUUAUUUAUGGAUUAAACGCCGAAAUUGAAGAUCUGUCGCAAGUGCUUUGUAAAGAUACCUCCGUUGGCGAUGUCGUGCCGAAUCCUCGCGAUUGCAAUUCUUACUUCGUGUGCGGAACUGUACCACUGAUCAGUUUUUGCGCUCAAGGCCUACAUUUCGAUGCCAAAAAUAAAGUUUGCAAUUGGCCUGAACUGGCGAAAUGUAAAUUGAAUGAGUCGAUUUCAUUAACCAAGUAUAUACCUGGAAAUGUGGUUAAUACAUCGGCAGCCAAAGUAUUUUCAAACCAUCUAUCUGGACCAACACUUGAACUCAAACAGAAUAGAGAAGAUGUGACUCAAGAAACGCCGUUGGACCCACAAUUUAUAUCUUACGUUGCUUUGGACGUGAAUACACAUGAAACCAUUAAUCCCAUGGUCGGUUAUGAUUCUAAAAAUAUCGCAUGCAAACAUUACGGCGCUUAUUUUUUGCCACAUCCUGCCGAUUGUAAUCAAUACUACAUGUGCGUAUUCGGCUACAUAUUUCAGCAUAAAUGCGGACGCGGCACCGGGUGGAACUACAAACGGCAGGUGUGUGAAAUACGACCACUAACCGAAUGUUAUUCCAGUGCCACCACUGUACAAAUAAACAACGCGCAACCUUCGCCUGGGCCAUUGACAGAAUUUUCGAGCGAUCAGCUGUUAGACACACCUCCAACAGAUGGUGUCUAUACCGUAUGUUAUGUAUUGAAUAACGGUGUGGCCGGCAGACCAACUUGGGUACCACAGGAUAUAACUACCCUGCCAAACUCUUCUCCACCCAUUAUUAAUUGGCAGUCCACACGCACUCCGCCCUCGUUAGUAACUCCUUCAUCAACUGGUCGGGAGCAUCCAAGUGAUCUUGUAAUACCGAUUUGUCCUGGGGAGGAUAAGGUGUAUUUAGCUCAUCCUUCCAAUUGUAGUAAGUACUACAUAUGUAUAAUUGGUAUGCCAGUAUUGACGUCCUGUCCAGAGGGCUUAUAUUGGAAUUCGAGGACAGAAUUUUGUGAUUCGCCUGUGAAUGUGGAGUGUAGCCAAUAAAUAUCCUAAUGGCACACAUUCACAUAUAUAUAUAUGUAAUAUAUAC
This is a messenger RNA of Ceratitis capitata (Mediterranean fruit fly), 1244 nucleotides long. RefSeq names its product probable chitinase 10. The record is from RefSeq and is a predicted model, not a curated record. The coding region runs from base 116 to 1198 and encodes 360 amino acids. Gene Ontology annotation, cellular component: extracellular region. NCBI's taxonomy places the organism in Eukaryota, Metazoa, Arthropoda, Insecta, Diptera, Tephritidae. Gene Ontology annotation, molecular function: chitin binding. The transcript has 3 exons.